AUGGCUUCACUUCCUGUUCAAUUCUCCAGGAAUCAUCUCUCUACACCGUAUUCCUCCGCAAGUCUCCGCCGCUCCGCCUUCACUGCGCCGAGAUCUUUUGUCACUGUACAUUGCUCCGCUGCUAGAGAAAACGGAGAGAAUGGUCAAGGCUUGAAGAAGAGCUUGUUGCCGAUUAAGGAGCUUGGAUGCAUCGCUUGCGCCGUGAUCUCUGCUUGCACUCUUACAAUGGCUUCUCCUGUAAUUGCUGCUAACCAGAGACUUCCUCCGCUUUCAACAGAUCCAAACAGGUGUGAGCAAGCGUUUGUUGGUAACACGAUAGGUCAAGCGAAUGGAGUCUAUGACAAACCACUCGAUCUUAGGUUCUGUGACUACACAAACGACCAAACUAAUCUCAAAGGAAAGACUCUCUCUGCUGCAUUGAUGUCAGGUGCUAAGUUUGAUGGUGCUGAUAUGACUGAAGUCGUCAUGUCAAAAGCUUAUGCCGUAGGAGCAAGCUUCAAAGGGGUGAAUUUCUCGAAUGCUGUGAUUGAUCGGGUGAAUUUUGGGAAAUCGGAUUUGAAAGGAGCUGUGUUCAGGAACACGGUCUUGUCAGGUUCGACAUUCGAAGAGUCGAAUCUUGAGGAUGUGGUGUUUGAGGAUACAAUCAUUGGUUACAUAGACCUUCAGAAAAUAUGUAGGAAUGCGACGAUAAACGAAGAAGGAAGACUUGUUUUGGGUUGCAGAUAG
Molecule: messenger RNA, 726 nt
Organism: Microthlaspi erraticum
Lineage: Eukaryota; Viridiplantae; Streptophyta; Magnoliopsida; Brassicales; Brassicaceae
Source: the annotation of a GenBank genome assembly